Molecule: messenger RNA, 379 nt
Organism: Bactrocera tryoni
Lineage: Eukaryota; Metazoa; Arthropoda; Insecta; Diptera; Tephritidae
Product: pupal cuticle protein Edg-78E-like
Exons: 2
Coding region: 1-378 (125 amino acids)
Cellular component (GO): chitin-based extracellular matrix
Molecular function (GO): structural constituent of chitin-based larval cuticle
Source: RefSeq, a predicted model, not a curated record
AUGUUUAAAUUGCUACUCAUCGCCACAACACUUUUCGCCUUUGCUUACGCUGCUGGUGAUCCUGCGGAUGCUCACGCCACCAUCCUGAAGUAUGUGAAUGAAGUGAAUCCCGAUGGCAGCUACAAUUACGCGUACGCAACGUCGAAACGGAUUCAGGCGCAGGAGAGCGGUGUUGGCAGCUCAUAUGCCGCUGGCUCAUACUCGUACAUCUCACCCGAGAGUCAGCCCAUACAAUUGACUUACACAGCCGAUGAAAAUGGUUAUCAACCCAAAGGUGAUCAUUUGCCUACGCCGCCACCAAUUCCAGAUUACAUUCUGAGAGCGCUUGCUUACAUUGAAGCGCAUCCAUUCGAGAAGAUUCAGCUGAAAGGAAAGUAAA